Messenger RNA from Gallus gallus (chicken), 1540 nucleotides. It is a transcript of the gene ART1, whose product is annotated as ADP-ribosyltransferase 1. The coding region runs from base 137 to 973 and encodes 278 amino acids. The transcript has 5 exons. The record is from RefSeq and is a predicted model, not a curated record. Gene Ontology annotation, molecular function: NAD+ poly-ADP-ribosyltransferase activity; NAD+-protein-arginine ADP-ribosyltransferase activity. Lineage: Eukaryota; Metazoa; Chordata; Aves; Galliformes; Phasianidae.
CUGUUUGGCGGCUUCUGUUGCAGGGCCUGCAGGGCUCCUGCUGGGCAGGGACACGCGUGGGCAGCAACACACAGCAGUGGGACAGGGACAGCACUGCGCGGAGCUUUGGCGUCGCCCAUCCCCGUGGGACCCGAGGAUGCUCCCAUUGCUGCGCCGGGCCUGGCUGUGCCUCGGAGCUCUGCUGGUUGCCCCCCAUGAGGGGACCCCGCAGCUGCUGAUGGACAUGAGCCGCGACGCCUUCGACGAUCAGUACGAGGGCUGCGCGGCGGCGAUGGAGGCAGCGGGGCCGGCGCUGCUGGAGCGGGAGCGGGCGCGGGGUGAGUCCCGUCUGUUCCGCAGGGUGUGGGGCCGGGCUGGGGAGCGCUGGCAGCGGGUGAAGGGCGCGCUGGUCCCCCGCCUGCCCCCCGGCUUCAAGGACGAGUACGGCCAAGCGGUGAUCGCGUACACCGACGACGACCUGCACCGCGUCUUCAACGCGGCCGUGCGGACGGCCGGGCGCUCGUGGGCCGCCUACAACGCCAGCUUCCCCUUCAAGGCGCUGCACUUCUACCUGACCAGAGCCCUGCAGCUGCUGCGGGGCCCCUGCGAGGCCGCCUACGGCACCGCCGUGUACCGGGGCAUGGCGCGCGCCCGCUACCAGCUGCGGGGUGCCAGCCCCUUCAGGUUCGGCUCCUUCGCCUCCUGCUCCUUCAGCAGGGAGCGGGCCGAGAGCUUCGGGCAGGACACGUUCCUCAGCAUCCGCAGCUGCUUCGGGGUCCCCAUCCACGCCUUCUCCCUCUACACGGAGGAGGAGGAGGUGCUGAUCCCCGGCCAUGAGAUCUUCUGGGUCUUCCCGGACAGCGGGACUCACCGCUUCGUGCUGCGGAGCUCCAACAGGACCUGCAGCCACUUCAACUGCGCCUUCCUGGGCCAUGAGAAGAGCCCCGAGUGCAGGGGCAGCACAGCCAUUCCCGGGCACAGAGACGAGCUGUGAGGGGCACAGCCCAGCGGCACUGAGCCCUCACCUCUGCAGCACCGCAGCCCGGAGCUGCACGUGCACCAGGGAUGCAUCAGGACAGCCUGCACCGGGGCAGAGCCGCUCAGUGUGCUGCACCACGCCGCACUGCGCUGUGUCACAGCCUGGGGACAGCAGCAGCGUUCCCUUGUUGGUGGGGGACACUGCGGCUGUGCCCGUGGAAGAUGUCGUGGUGUGGCUCCUGCUGCUCUCCCCAGUGCUGCCCAAACCUGCGGGACUGCUGUGCUGCCGCCGGGGCAGCUCUGCCGCUGCUCACCCUGCAGUGUGCCCAGCAGCACCCGGCCCUCAGGACAAGGUCUGCUUUCCCCACUCCCUCAUUAUUCCACGCUGGGUCCCGUUCCCAUUUUCGGCACUUCUGCAGCUCGUGGGCUCAGCCCCCGAACCUCUGCGGGGGGCUCUGCAGCUCGUGAGCUGCUGCCACGGGGUGCCCAACCUCGGGCAGGGUGUGCAGGAAGCUGCACACAGGCGCUGCAGGAGGCUGCCUUCUGCAUAAUGCAUUAAAACCACAAUCGCUCCUCUCAAAAA